This is a messenger RNA of Hordeum vulgare subsp. vulgare (domesticated barley), 1113 nucleotides long. RefSeq names its product BTB/POZ and MATH domain-containing protein 2-like. Gene Ontology annotation, biological process: protein ubiquitination. The transcript has a single exon. The record is from RefSeq and is a predicted model, not a curated record. Gene Ontology annotation, molecular function: protein binding. Bases 1 to 1113 code for a protein of 370 amino acids. NCBI's taxonomy places the organism in Eukaryota, Viridiplantae, Streptophyta, Magnoliopsida, Poales, Poaceae.
AUGGGUAACAGUAGUUCCAGGUCGACCUCCGCGGAGAUCACGUCGAGACGUGUCACGGCCUGGGAGCACACCAGGACGCUCACUCUCGAGGUGCCCGAUUACCUGCAGCUCAAUGGCAUGGGUGUCGGCGAGUUCAUUAGUUCGCCCGUCGUCGAAUUCUGCGGCUACAAGUGGAGGAUCAAAUUCUAUCCAGACGGGAUCGACCAGGACUGUGACGGCCACGCGUCAGCGCUUCUGUGCUGUUACAGCCAAGAAGAAGGCAUGGUGGAUCCGGACGUGACUGCCAAGUUCACGCUGAGCAUCACGGAGAAAAGGAGCCAGGAAAACGUAGCCCGCUUCGAUCAUGCGCUGAAGCGCGUCUUCUCCACGGGCGAGUUUGCUGAAUCGGCAUUUGGCUAUUGCGAGUUCGUCCAGAAAGACAAGCUGGAAUGGCUGUCCCAAGUCGGGGACGGCUGCUUCACGAUACUCUGUGUCCUCACCGUCGAGUCGCCCUCUCCGCCUCCGGAGCUGCCCACCCAACUGCCCAGCCAACUCCAGGGCAUGCUCGAGGACGGGACAGGCGCCGACGUCACGUUCCGCGUGGGCAGACGCGAGUUCCGCGGGCACAGGUGCGUUCUGGCCGCGCGGUCGCCGGUCUUCAGAGCUCAAUUCUAUGGCCCCAUGGCGAGGAAGGACAAGCCGCGCGUCAAGGUCAUCGACGUGGAGCCGGCAAUCUUCGAGAUGAUGCUGCACUACAUCUAUACAGACUCGCUGCCGCCGCCCUCCGACGCCGAUGACGAAGGAGGCUACGGCGUCGCGGCGAUGCAGCACCUGAUGGUCGCGGCAGACAUGUACGAUCUGGAGAGGCUCAAGCUCAUGUGUGCAGAUGAGCUGUGCAAAACUAUGGAUGCAGCGACCGUUAUGAGCACCUACGCGCUGGCGAAUCAGCACCACUGCAAUCGACUCAAGGAUACGUGCGUGGAAUUUAUGUCGUCAAAACAAGUGUUGGCCGCCAUCCUCGAGACCAAUGAGCACUUCAUGACAAGAUGCCGACCGCUGCCAUUAUCGGACGGGGGUCAUGAAGAGGAACAAGUUGAUCAAAGGAAGAGAUUCAAAAGAGCUCGUACGAAAUAG